AUUCCAAGCCAGUCGAAGCCAGUUCCAGUUCACUUUGUUGAUUGCGGCCUGCAGCUACAGCUACUGCAGCAGUUCGUGGCGUGUGGCAACGAAAUCGUGCUGGUCUGUUGACCUUUCCCUUAGCGCAGCGAUUGCGGUAGUCGGCGCCUCACCAAGCGCCCGUUUGCCGUCUACGCUCGCCGCUCUGUUACGUCGGCCUGUCAUACCAAGCGUACUUCCGACUCAAACCCGCUACAACAUGACUCACCGCGUUGGAAGAUAAGCCCAGCAGCUGUCCUGCUGCGCAUGUUUUCAAGUUGUUGUUCGUACACACAUCGCUCACUUUGACUGGUUUUCAGUGCCAUAGGAGUAUUACAUGGCACAGCAAUACAGCCCUGCCUAGCAGUCAUGCGCACUCUUUGGUUCCAGUAGACCAGGCAAAAGAAGCUUCAGACAACACAAACAUGUCUUGGGCUGACAUCGCGUCUGAUUUCGCGUGUGAGUUCUGUGGGGUGAGCUUCGAUGGGGAGAAAGAGUUUCGUGACCACUGCAACUCACCCGAGCACCGGACGGUUCUUGUGUCCGACGGCGGCCGUACAUGGAAGCACCGGCCACCGCCACGUGGCGUCCCAGCCGACAAGCUCUCAGUCUGUCAAGACCACCAUAUUUAUGGACAGUGCCGGCUGGGAAGCCAAUGCUGCGAGGCCCACAGUGAGGAUGAGCUGGUCGAAUGGCUGGAACGUCUUAGGUAUCGCAUGGAGAGGGUCAAGAAGGCUCAGCAGAAGCACCUCGAGGGUUACCAAGAGUAUGCCAAGGAUCUGCUGGAGAAGUACGCGGGGGCCAAGGAUCCCACGGCCAUGCAAAGGGUGAUGACAGAGACAAUGCCGGGUCUCAGGCUCACCUGCAAGCAGCAGCUCAAGCGCACGGUCACCUCUAAGGAGACCGCGCUGGUCUGGGAUUUUGAGCUGUGCACGAUUACGCCCCUUCAGCGCCUGGUCCUGCUGCACGACACCUUCCGGGGCCACUUUGAGCUGAAGCGGGUGGAGAAGUCCCCGUUCAAGUUCGUGCUUGCUCCAGGAUGCCAGGAGUGGGUCAACAGUCUCCGGGCGCCCACCAACAAGGAUGUGCUCGUCUACUUUAUUCAGGUUGGCUUCAAGUCAUCCAUGUAUGCCACGUUUGUGCAAACAUUGGCCUUUGACUUUGGCGGCUACCCCGUGCUGAUACGGAACUUCAGCGUCGACAUGGUGGCACCAGACACGAUGAGCACCAUUGAGCGCAGCCGCCGUCUCAUCUUGACGGGCAUGGGACGCUGGAACACAGCUGCUAUUGACCUGGUGCCCUUCACGGAACGCAGGAGUGCCAAGGCGCAGAGCCUGUUCGACAUGUACCCGGCUCCGGAUGUGGACACGUUCCACCUGACACAAGCCGUCAUUGGAGAUGAGCUAACCCGCGAGAACUAUGGGGCACGGAUGCACGAGCUGCUCUACGUUGAGGAGAUGGCACGCGCAGACAUCAUUGCCCAGUACAACAUACGGGUGUCCCUCGAUGUCACGGACAAUCUGCAGACGUCGUCGGCCAACUCGACUGAGGCAUACUAUGCCCAGGGUGGUGAGCUGUUUGCUUGCCUGCGCCUCGAUGCAGACAUCACUGAGGACACCGCCGCUGGCCGUCUGGUCCUGCAGAACUGCCAGCUGGUCUGGCUAGCCCCUAUUAAUGUAAUUGACACGGAAGAGGGCAAGCCACGCAAGCCUAGGGUGUAUGAGCUACCGAUCCACCUGGCCAGGAAGGACCGCGUCUACAUUCGGCUAACGAAGGAGUGCGUCGAUGAGUUCACGCUGAAGCCCCACACCAGCUUUGAUGCAGAGGUCCAGUUCCUGCUGGAUCGGCAGCCACUGUGUGAGAUGCAUUACGCUGUGGACAAGUUGCCCAUGGCCAGUCUCGUGUUUCCCGACUUCAACAUCCGUCCUCCACGAUGUCCACCGGAGCGGUCGCUGAGCUGGGACCCCAGGCUCAACGAGCGGCAGCGGCAGGCGGUCGCGGCCAUCGUGGCCCCACGCACGGUUCCCAAUGUCCCGCCCGUCCUAGUGGUGGGCCCCUUCGGCACAGGGAAGACCUUCACGCUGGCAAAGGCGAUGCUGGAGGUUGUCAAGCAGAUGCCAGAAUCCCGUGUGCUGGUCUGCACCCACUCCAACAGUGCGGCUGACCUGUACGUGUUGGAGCACCUGGACAAGGAAGUGCAGAACCAUCCAGCACUGUGCCCUCUCAGGAUCCUGUAUGAGUACCGGAUGCCCAACCGUGUGGACCGACGACUACUCCAGUACUGCCUCGAGGUGCCUCGGGAACAGCAGUCCAAGCAUGGGCCUUGGUUUCGGCAGCCAACUGCCGAGGAGAUCGAGGCCCACCGUGUGGUGGUCACAACCCUGUCGUCGUCCCAGAUGCUCCUUGCUAGCAACAUAAAACGAGGCUUCUUCACGCACAUCUUCAUUGACGAAGCAGCGCAGGCAAUGGAGACGGAGUGCAUCCUGCCCCUUGCCCUGGCUGACGAGCACACCCGGGUAGUGCUCGCUGGAGAUUACAUGCAGCUGAACCCAGAGGUUUUCUCGGUGUUCACGCGUCAGCGGCGUCUGCACGUGUCCCUGCUGGAACGUCUGCACGACGCGUUCCAGCGUGCCACCCGAGGCAGUGGGGAUACCCAGCACCCGUGCCAGGUGGUGCUCGAAGACAACUACCGGUCGCACGAGGCGCUGGUGCGGUUCACAUCGGAGAGCUUUUAUGGGGGCCGGCUACGAGCCCUUGGAAGUCCCGGGCCGCACCACCUGCUGCACGCACUGAGCUUCUUUGCGGCACGGGGCGAGGACGUGCCCCGCGAUGGCAGCACCUCCUACGUCAACUACAUGGAGGUACGUGAGGUGUGCGACGUCGUCAAGCGGCUGGUAGAGCAGUGGCCCAUGACCUGGGGACCUCGCGACCCAUCGACCGUGGCAAUUGUGACGCCCUACUAUGACCAGGUACAGUGCAUUCGUAUGGAGCUACGGAAAUACAAGCUCUCCCAGGUCCGAGUCGAGAGUGUUGCCAACGUUCAAGGCAAGGAGUUCCGCGCUGUGAUUCUGAGCACGGUUCGUACGCGCGCCACCUGCGUGGACCUGGAGCGGACGACGCCCUUUAGGACUGCCUUGAACUUCGGCUUCCUCUCGGAUGCCAAGCUGCUCAACACGGCCCUGACGCGGGCGCAGUCGCUGGUCGUCGUUGUCGGGGACCCCGUCUCACUGUGCUCCAUUGGUGACUGUCGGACACUCUGGGAGAAGUUUGUCUCGACUUGUGCACGACAAGGCAGCCUGUUCAACAUGCAGUGGGAGGACGUCAAGUACCAGCUGGAAGGCUUCGAGCUGCAGAAAGAGUAUGGCCUGAACCCCCACGCCAAGAGCUUUUGGCCCAAGCAUCUCUUCCUGGACAGACCCCCAGUGGCCGAUCCGCAGCCGCCAGUGCAGCCGACACCGACACACGGUUUCAAGGGACCGCCAGGCUUGACGGUCCCGUACAGGCACGUGCCAGCGGCCCCACCAGACUACUACAUGCCAACCAUAGACCGCCGUCUCUUUGGCGUGACACCUCCUAGAGCACCAGGCUUCUUUCCUCCCUUACAUUUGAGCCAAGGCAAUCCCAGCUGGGGGCAAGGACUGCCACCGGGGCCACGCCCUUCACACCAGCAGCAAGCCGCCAAGAUGUACCAGCAGCACCUGCAGCAGCUGCAGGCACAGGCUCAACGGCAGCAGCAGUAUCCUCAAAUGUGGGCUCCGUACCUCCCACAUGCGCCAGCGCGUCCGGCCCACUACCAGCACUUCCCUCCGGCGCAAGCUCGGCCGAUUGGUCAGCCACAGCAGCAUGGGCAGCCAGUGCAUUGGUCGCAGCCAGUUGCUUCUCACAGACUGCCACAGCACCUUCCUCAGCAGCAGCUGCCCUCUCAGCUUCCACCCAGACAGCCGCAAAUGGAGCCAGAGACAGUUUCCCAGCCAAGCAUGCAGCCGAACUUCCACAGUCAGUCAAGUACUUACGUCCAAAAAGAACAGCCACACCAGCAGCUUCAGCAGCAGCUGCAGUGCAGACCUCCACUUGGGUUUAACUCCGACCCAAGUCUCUCUGCAAAUGACAUGUGUGGGGCCUCCGGUGCCACAGCCGUUGCACGGGCUGCAGGCGACAAUCUCGGCUCAAUGGACGCAAGCUUCCGUAACAUGCUGCUUGACGAUGACGACAGUGGCUGGACAUGUGUCAGUGUAAACAAACAGACGACGAAUGGAACUGGUCCAGAAGCACGGUUGCCACGCAAAAAGAAGACAGUUGCGCCGCGAUUCGCGGCACAGCAGUGUCCAAGUCGACCAGCCAGCCAACCUUCCAGCCAGCCUGAAAGGCCGCUGAAAGUGCCGUCCAACGGAGUGACCGCGGGGGGAAGCUCUGCUACCAGGACUGUUUCGCAAGUUCAACAGCUGUCACAACAGGCUUGGCCCGAGGUCAGCAAAUCAAACUCGAGCACCCAAAAUGGAGGAACGCAGGUGAAGCCCAAAGUGUUCAGGAACUCUGCAUGGCCUGGGGGACAAGAUCGUAUGGCACAAUCUCAGGCGGCAAGGCAGAAAGCUAGGCCAACAGUCGCUUACGUCGCUGCUGUGUCGGAGCCUGUGACCUGGGAGAAUAAGAAUAAGCCAUUUAGCGAGACACAGCGAUCGAUGGGAAACAGUGCCACUUCGUCACAUGGGACUAUUAGCGACAUCAACUUUGGUCUGGAUCUGUACAAAGCUUUCACCAGUGAUGAGGAGUCCUACAAGGACUGCGCGAAGGACUCUACCAAGCUGACAGACACUCUUAGGGUGGGAUUUGCACAGGCUGGCAGACAGACGACAUACUCUGCGGCUGGUCAGACGACAGCAGGAUCUAAGUUUGGUCCCAUUGGAAGUAGGCCACCUGACAAGCCUAAGCUAUCUUACAGUGACGCAUUGCGCAAUGGCCACGUGAAUGGCUUUGUCACACCCAAUGCCAGCAAACAUUAAAAGACCAAGUAGUGUUUGCAGGUGUUUGCACAUGUGCCCGAUAAUCUGGAGUUGGAAACUGUACAGUUUUGUGCGUCUGCUGGCCAGACAUGGAAGAUAGCAUGCUGGGUUAUUUUUCACGACCAGGGAGUCGUCGCAGUUCUGUGGAAUAUCAUAAAUAUGAAUAUUUGAAUUUGUCAUUAGCUGUGUGCAAGUAUGCCACAAUGCGUGCUUUUUUUUUUCUUGAGAAAUCAGCAGUCCUGGGUGUAAGUAAAUUUCGGACUCUGGUGAAUCAACCAAUUUCCUCCUGCAAUGCCACUUAGUACAUGGGCACUAAGGACAUUCACAUUUCAUGUUUAUUUUGAAAUAUUGCAUAGUACAAGUUCCUUCUUCAGUCCUUCUGUGAUUCAGUGGGGUGCCGGGCACCAGAUGUGAAAUUUAUUGAAAUGUGGUCUUGGAAUAUUCUCUGCAUUGCUCGGAUGUGUUUUUGAUGGGUCUGCGGUGAUAAUUUCUGAUAAUUCAUUAGCUCGUUUUUCUUGUUUGUGUUUCUCCUUGUGCUAAGCAUGAUUAUCAAUGUGCACCAGCUCAAGGCACAAUUUUCAAUCUGUGAAAGAAUUUCAUAUUGGCGGACCAGAGUGGCUGGUUGCCAUUCUGAUCCAUGGGCCUGUGCAUCGUACCCGUACGCUUGCGUGUUUGCAGCCAUAUGCAAAAGAAUCUGGUGGCGAUGGCAGAGCAGUUUAGUUUUAUCUCAUCUGUGCUCGGAAUGCUGACAGCUUGCCAGUGCCAAUCUCAAGCUGCAUUUCUGUUUUACUAAAGUUGAGCUUUAGUGCCGCAUGUUGCAUUCUCCUUUUUCUUGUUUGUCCACCUUGCACUCUGCAUUAAUUGUCGCACUUCUGGGAAAAAACAUUUCUGCUGUUAUCUGGGGCAACGGCCAACAGUGCUUUGUGAUCUGUGAUAGGCAAGUUGUAAACAUCUGUACAAAUUUUUGCCACUCUCAAGGCUCGUUAAGCAGUGAGCUGUUAGGUGAGGUCGGAGGUUCUCAGAGUAAAAUACCGUAGUUAAUCGAUUCUAACGCGCCCUCGAUUGUAAUGCGCACCGCACCCGUUUUCCGUGACACCCAAAAAAAAAGUUCCUUUACAGUACUGUGCACCUCAUGCUUUCAUACAGAAAUACAACUUUCUCUCAUAAGGAAAAACAAAGAUUUAAUCCCGAUGCACUAAAGUUGCAAUGAAUAAAAAAAAUCGCAGUUCUGCCCGAAAGGCGAAGCAUUGAUUGCGAUAGCACAUUAGUACACCGCUUUACAAAGUAAGGAUAGCAGUUUUAUCGGCUGUAUAAACUUGCAAAGAUUCGCUUACUAAAUAAAUUAACAAGCACGGUGUCACGCACGCACAAGCAACCAUAAACACAUCUCGCUUGUUGACCACGGGAACUCUUUCAAAACGCUGGAGUGACGAAGCGCGGCAAGCAAAUUGACCUUCGUGCGAGCAUGCCUCUCGCUUCAACGCGACUAAAGCGGCGAAAACACAGCGCGCGGCGGACUCUCCCCGUUGCAGAUCGCUUUCAAGAUAAAGCCAAGGCGAUCGUAUUGCCGAAGUGGAUCGUCGCAGAAUACGUCCUGCUUCGGUCCGCUGAAACCCUUCUGCAUAGCCUUGCUUGUGAAAAGCCUCUCCUUCUGUUUGCGCCGGUCCAGCACGCAAGUUUCGGAUUCUCCAAACGCCCGCGAUGCAGCCCGAUUUCCGUCCGUCUCCACCCACGUGAUCACUUUCCUUUUAAAUGCGGCAUCAUGAUGAACUGGGGCACUUCAUGCUGAUAGAGCAGACGCAGAAAACAGGAAGACGGUGGACUAAUGCCUAAGCACACGUACUGCAGAACAUGGAGGAAGCUACGGCAGCUAGGCUAGAGUGUAGAUAGGCUCGAAGUGCGUGCGAGGCGGCCAUUUUGAAGUGCCGACGGCUAUAUGGUAACGCAGAUUUAGGGUCGUACUCGAUUCUAACAUGCACGCAAUUUUUGGACCCGUUUUAUUGGAAAAAAGUGCGCGUUAGAUUCGAGUAAAUACGGUAUGUUUGCAUUUUUAAUUCUCGUUUGGUGUUUUUCCUUGUUGCAGUGCAGUCAGGUGGAUGCAACAGCCCACAUGUUACUCGAGUUCAUCUUCUGGGCAUGCAGAUAUUGAGAGCCAUCUUCAGCAAUGGCAGUGUCCGUCUGAAUGCUCUCUCUUGCUUGUCCAUUUCAAGUCCUGUUGGCUCGCCACUUUCUUUUUUUUUGCCUUUGAAGAGAUUUGGUUGAAAAUUUUUUUUUUUCGCUGCAAGGUCUGUUCGUUGUCCCGAUAGAAGGGUUGAUGACCUUUUGGCUUUCCUGUUCUCACUUAAGGCUAUUUUAUGGACUACUAGCGAUAUCCUCAGUGAUAGAGUGUGUAGUGCUGCCCAGGACAGUUGCUUGUGGGAUCAUUUUUCUUUGUUUUGUGUGCAACUUCCCAAGACCAUUGUUUGUAUGAUAGUCAACAUGGCCUGCUUGAUCUUUUGUUGGUUUCGACAUUCUAAGAUGACUGGUAGGGAUAACCCGAUCUAGGAGAUAAGCUGCGUAGAUCUUGCAACUGAUAGCCUAUUCUCUUUUCUUGCACCGUGCGGCAUAUGCCGACUGUAUGGCAGAAGUUUCUUGCAUUAGUUGUUUCAUGCUAUUGUUGCUUGUGGAUUAUUAUACUUGGAUCUCUAAGUGUUGCUUAAAACUGAUGCUGGAUGUAAAGGUACAAUGUGCGUGGGUCAUUUAGGAUUUCUUUUGUCUUUCUCAAUUGUGUACAUCUGGGUUAAUGUCAACAGCAGGUCUAAUUUUUGUUGAAUAUCGAUUCAAAUUGUGUCAUAAUUGACAGCAUGCGAGGUAGAGACGAAUAUCCAUGUACGAAGAUAUCACCUUGGCACAUGCAACAUCAUUUGUCAAUAAUUUGUUUGAAGGCCUGGCAAUUUUUCACUUCAAAAAUAUGGUCCCCAUCCCCAAUUUCUUUUUUUUUGCACAUAUGUGAAUGUUGUGUUUCAUCAGAAAUUUGUCUGCAUGCUUUUUGGGACUCGUAUUUUGGGACGCACUUAAGGGGAGACGCAGGGCUGAAAAUGAACUUUUAGACCGUUACACGGGUUUCAUUAAUACAGAUGAAAUAGAAAAGUUAUGGCUGUCAUACGGACCAAUUAGGCAUGUCACCUUAGGAAUGAAUGAAUGACUUCUGGGGUUUUACGUGCCAAAACCACAAUUUGAUUGAGUUACACUGCAGAGGGGACUCAAGAUUAAUUUUGACCACAAGGAGAUCUUUAAAGGGAUAUGGACACAAAAGUUGGCGGAUGAUUUUUUGCGUCGGAACAAAAGUUGAACUGUUGAAAAUGACGAAUACAAGCUGCUUUGAAAAAAAAGGAGGAACAUCUUUUUUUUUUAAUUUUCUGUUGCACCUUGCCUCCAAGCGGCCGCCGGUAGAAGCUGAAAUUUGACGUCAUAACACCCACUCGCGCACGCGUGGCCAAGGUCGGCCGCAGUCGGCUAGGAAAGUGGACGUGAGAGUCUUGGAGGUACUGAUACCUCACAGCAGUUGCUUACGCCGACGGCAUAAACUACUAUUCAGUCAUCCACGCAGUGCUGAAGUACGCCGCAGCUGCCUUGCCUGUGUGCGCUUUUGAAAAAGCAACUUUACAGAGGAAAUGACAAAUAAUUCUUGCACAAGUGUCUGGUACAGAGCGAAAUCUUUGUGCUAUGGUUCGUGAAAACCUGACCGGCACUUCGACGGCCGCCUGCUCUUCUUCGUCGCUUGACGCGGAAGGCUCGUAACUGUAAGCGGUAAUAUUUCUUGCCAAGUUGGAAUGGUCCUCGUCUUCAGACGUGUACUCAUCACUGGUAGAGGCACCAGAACUCAAAUCCAUGCUCGCGAUGGCGGCGUCGGCGCGCUCCGAAUGACCACGGCUGGCCGGCUGGCUAUCCGACGAGGGUGUCGUGACGUCACGCCUUCCAACUCCCGCGGGUCGGGCGGCGAGGCGCGUGCUCACAAAAAUGUGAAAAAUAAAGCCGUCGGCUCGAAAAUGAGCUAAGUGACUACUUCUUUUUGGUGUUAUCACACACUGAAGAUUCAUUUUCAGCAUUUUCGUAAAAUUUUCAGAUUUCGUGUACGUAUCCCUUUAAUGUGCCCCUGAUGCACCGGACACGUGCUUUUGCAUUUCGCCCCCAUCGAAAUGCGGCCGCCAUGGCUGGGAUUUGUUCCCGCGUCCUCGUGCUUAGCAGUGCAACAUCAUAGCCGCUAAGACACCGCGGCGGGCUCACCUUAGGAAAGCUAUCAUUUCAGAAAUAAGAAAGGCAUACUGAUUAUUUUUGUUUGGUACCUCCUAAGCGGGUUAUAGUGCAGGAUAAGGCCAGUCGCGUGUUCAUUACAUUUCAUUAGCAAUGUCGUCACUUUGAGGCUCAGUUCAAUUUUUUUCAUUGUCAGUAUGUGUUGGAUGUGUAAUAAUUUUUUCGGUUAAUAACGAUUUAGAAAUAUAAAAUGUAGCUCACCUUGUUCCUGACAAAAUUUCAGCCCAGAAACUACUUUGAAAGCAGGUUUUGACGAAGCAGUUUGGAAAUGAGUUUUCCUGAAGGUUUUGUUUGGCCAAUAAGUGCAAACUGAGAACAGUGAGCUCAAAGAUUUCAGAACACUCAAUUUAAUUUUAAGACCAAAAAUAAUUAAUCAAAGUGCCGGGCUCUGUAGGUUUUACCUUCUCUUCAAUUCAAACCUGCUCGUGGCACUUGCUUCAAGUCGUCCUAUUUUUUUUUUUAGCUUUAGAGCAUUCCAGUGCCCUUGUGUCUCCCAUGAUUAAAAUGUGUGAAAAACAGAAUUAAAAUUAACGAAAAGCAAUCUUUCUAACAUGGGCAUUCACUCCAUGUUUGGUUUCUUGCCCGCUCUGCAGCCGCAUCGUGAAUAGAGUGUUCAUGGGCAAUCUUGACGGCAUGUGCGCGCCACCGUUAUGAAAAUGGAAUUCAUUUUCUUCUUUUCUACAGCGCAGAUUGCAAUCAGAUUUGUUGACGAGCUUCUUUAUACGUCUAGGAAUCCAAAAUAAACAAGAUUAGAAGCUGCGUUUUUCUGGCAAAAAUCACGAUUUUAACCUCUGCAUCCCCCCUGUUAAUGAAAUAUAAUGGCAUUGUUUUUGACAUUGGGGCCCACUUGAGGCAGUCAAACGUAUUCCAUCUUAAACAGAUGCUUCAUGGUAUUUUGACAUCAUUCUCGACUCGCUCAUAACUAUUGCUGAAAUGAAUUUUUUUUGGUGUGUGUUUGCGUGUUUGAGAAGGUAUGACUUGCAAGAUUUGAUGUGACCAUAGCCUUCUUUACACAAGGUGUCAUCCAAAAUAAAGUUUGAGUUCAACAGCGAAAGAUUUGGUUUUCCAGGGGACUUCAUUUGAGGAUACGGCGGGUUUGGACUCGUUUGUGGGUCGAAAGUUCAUUUGUUAAAGUAAUAUUCCAAUGACCUUUUGUAAUUCCAGCACUUAUGUUGAAAGAAUGGCGUAUUCUUAUUCCCCCUGCUGCUGUUCGUUGGGGCACAUGGAAGCUGUGUAUUUUGUGGACACUUUAUUGUUUUUGGCAUCGUAGCUGACAAAAUUGCAUUUUUCAGAGCCCUUUAAUGUUAAUAUCAAGUGAAACUAUGGUCAUUGAAAUGGAACAGCAUGUGCUGAUGCAGCAAUACAAAUUGCACAAAUAUAUUGUGACUAAGGAGGUUUGAGCACUCUUAAAAUAAAAAUUAAUGGUGCGAUUGACGGCCAUGUCCGCGGGAUGAAAACUGUUUUAGCAAUGUGUGAUGUGCAGUCUACUUCUGCAAAUGCGUAGCUGCAUGGGACGUAUGCACAAGGGCUUGCAUAGGUGCACAUUACAGAAACAGGUAUAAAGUAUCUCUGGACUAAGGUAGAAAUUCUAUUCUGUUUUUGUUUCCUUCAUGGCCUUUGUCAGUGGUCCGAGCGACACUACGCCUGUGUUUUGAGCAGGAUUGACUAGGAUAAGAAAGGAAUGGAAUGUUAAAUUAUACUGACGCUGGUUGUGUUUUGUGCUCUUAAAAGUUUUAACGGCGGCAACAUGCUGCCACCAGAGGGCCGAUGUGCAACUGCGGGGAAGCUGUGUGUGUAGGCAUAGCCAUGGUGGGGCUCAUCACUGAAGUAGAUCAGCACAGGCUGAUCUUGUUCAUUCAUUCAUUGAUUCAUUUAAGAAAUGGCAAUGCUUGGCCUGAGGGCAGCUCCUCUAUUCUUCCGCUCCACAUUGCAGUAAACCUUGGUGGGAUCCAGAACAGUGACAUCUGAAUAGCUAGGUGUGAAGACAACCAUGAUGAUCAACAACUUCGACUGACGUGACAGCUGUGGAUAGUGACAGUGAUGGCUAUGGCAGGAUAGCUGGCAAAGGAUUGAAUUUUGAAUCAAGCAAAGGCAGUUUGUGAUGCGCAAUUAUAGUGCACACGGGUGGGUCUUCCGCCUUUAUCGACACUAUAUUCAGAAUCAUUUGAGGUACACUGUGGUCUACACAUAUUGUUGAUACUCGGCUUCGCAUAUGCGUUUGUCUCUGUAAAAGGGACUGUAGUUGGACCAUGUUGUCGUCUUUUGUUGUACACAGCCCAACAUGUGUUGGGUCCUUCUGUGCCAGAGUCCCACCUACAACGCCGAUCUCAGGCAUGCUUAUCUUUCAAAUUGCUGUCACACUCACUCAUGUGGAAUUUCAGAACUUCGAUACGAUUUGUCUCAAAGACUGCUAUUGCUGUGCUCCCUGUAUGGCAAAAAAAAAAAAGUGACUUUUUCACCGAAAAGAAAAAAUUUUGGCUGUGAUGAA
Messenger RNA from Dermacentor silvarum, 11799 nucleotides. RefSeq names its product probable helicase with zinc finger domain (gene Helz). Lineage: Eukaryota; Metazoa; Arthropoda; Arachnida; Ixodida; Ixodidae. Bases 444 to 5018 code for a protein of 1524 amino acids. Gene Ontology annotation, molecular function: helicase activity; metal ion binding. The transcript has 20 exons. The record is from RefSeq and is a predicted model, not a curated record. Gene Ontology annotation, cellular component: P granule; cytosol. Gene Ontology annotation, biological process: regulatory ncRNA-mediated post-transcriptional gene silencing.